This is a messenger RNA of Phlebotomus papatasi, 547 nucleotides long. Its product is annotated as sex-regulated protein janus-A-like. Gene Ontology annotation, molecular function: protein histidine phosphatase activity. Gene Ontology annotation, biological process: peptidyl-histidine dephosphorylation. The transcript has 3 exons. Lineage: Eukaryota; Metazoa; Arthropoda; Insecta; Diptera; Psychodidae. Gene Ontology annotation, cellular component: cytosol. The record is from RefSeq and is a predicted model, not a curated record. Bases 7 to 465 code for a protein of 152 amino acids.
CUGUAGAUGGCUCUCAUAACAGUUCUCCGGUGUCAGCGGAACCUGCUCCUUUUAUCCCGGAAUUUCCAAGGAAUAGCACAUCGAGGAUUAGCUAAGAUGGUGGAUGCUAAACUUAAUGCCGUGGAGACUGUGGAGAUUGAUGAGGGCAGAUUCAAGUACAUCCUCAUCAAGGUCUAUGGCAAGGAGAAGGCUGAUGGCACUGAACCUAGUAAAUUGAUCGUGAGAGGAUAUCAAAGAAGCCCUUACCAUUCGGACAUUUACGAUGAAGUAUCGGCGAAGUUGCAGCCCCUUGGGUUGGAUACGGAGUGUUUGGGUGGAGGAAAAAUUGAGCAUAGACCCGGCCACAUAAGAAUUUUCAGCUAUUCUCAGGGAUUUGGCAAGGCAGAUCAUCAGGAAGCGAAAAAACUGCUUCUUACCAAAUAUCCCAACUACCAGAUUGAGGUGUCCGAAAGUGAUGAAUACUGACGAGGUUUAUUUCUCUUUCACAAUGUUUGAUUUUCCUUUUAAUGAAAACCACGUGUGAGUUUAAUCUCAUUCAAUUGUCGAA